CUCUACAUCACACGCCAUGCGCCUCCCAACGCCCUUCUUCUCUUCUCAGACCCAGUCAGUCGCUGUCGCUCUACUAACCUUGCCAUCACACCUCCCAGUUAUCAUGGCCACCACUCUGCUCACCACAACCGGCACCGUAACCUCUGCGGAUGGCACGUCCAUCGCAUAUGAACGCAGAGGCUCUGGUCCACCUCUAAUCCUCAUCUCCUCGGCACUCUCAACGCGCGACGACCUACGCCGCCUCGCCUCCCUCCUGCCCUUCACUGUGAUCAACUACGACCGGCGCGGGCGCGGCGAGUCGGGCGACGCGCCCCCCUACUCGCCCUCGAAGGAGGUGGAUGACCUCGCAGCGCUGCUUUCGGCAUACCCCGGCGCUGCUCUUUUCGGCACGUCCUCGGGUGCGGUGCUGGCGCUCGACGCGGCGCAUCUUGGGGCGCGCGCCGUGAUAGCCUACGAAGCACCGCUGAUCGUGGACGCGUCGCGGCCCCCUGUGCCCCAUGCGCUGCCGGACGAGAUCGAUGCGCUCGUAGACGCCGGCCACCCCGCGUCCGCCGUGCGCCUGUUCAUGCGCUCCGCGCUCGGCGUCGGCUGGCUCGUCCUCGGCAUUCUCAUGGCCAUGUGGCCCGUGUGGCGCGGCAUGGUCGCUAUGGCGCGCACGGCGGCGUACGACUGCCGCCUCUGCGCUGGCCUGCAGGACGGGAAGGAGUUGCCGCGCGACAGGUGGCGGUUCACUUGCCCCGUCCUCGUCGCCGUUGGGCAGAACGCAGAGGAGUUCAUGCAGGUCAGCAGUCGGCAGCUCGCGGAGAUGUUGAGCGCACGCCACGAGAUCGUGCAGGGCGCUCAUCACGGGUCGCCGGUCAUGAACCCCGCCGUGCUUGUGCCCCUCAUGACAGAGUUCCUCUCCACGAGCGAGGGCGACGAUAAGGGGCAUGAGGCUGGUGAGGACGGGGACGGGGCCAAGGGUGGAGGCGAGGAUGGGGCCGAGAUCGCUACAGACACCGAUCUCAAGGGCGCGGCGAGUGAGGCUAAGACGGACGCACCGAGUGCGGGGACUCCCGGAGCGAUCUCGCCUGGUGGUGAGGGGCCGCGCGACGACCUCAAGAAAUAGUGGGAUGAUCGUAUUUACCAAGCUAUGUCCAUGUAUGGAGUGAUUAUCUGAAGACCCCAAUCGUACGUAGCUACCCCCCGAAGCGACUGCGCCACCUACUUACUCACCACGACGAUUGCAUGGAGCGCAUACGCAACCCUAUACACGACAUAACUAUAUCCGCAUCCGCUCACCCACUGGCACUAGCAAAACGCCUUCUUCUUCGAGACGACAACCACGGCGCCGCAGGACCUGCAGGUACGCCGCCGGUUGGUGGGGCACAUAGCCAUGGCGAGGCCGAGCGCGGGGUUGGCGACAGUGAGGCCAAUACGAAGGGCGCGGCCCUUGCGGGAGAGCUUGACGUCAUGCGCACAAACGACUUUCUCGUACUCGUCCGCUGGAGACGCGGGCGAGACGGGGGUCGGGGAGGCAACGGCCUUCUCGACGUACGGCGGAGGCGCGGUGGUGGGGAUCGCGAGCUGGGUCAUGUUGAACUGUGCUUC
Cutaneotrichosporon oleaginosum is the source of this 1590-nucleotide messenger RNA. RefSeq lists its product as uncharacterized. NCBI's taxonomy places the organism in Eukaryota, Fungi, Basidiomycota, Tremellomycetes, Trichosporonales, Trichosporonaceae. The record is from RefSeq and is a predicted model, not a curated record.